Molecule: messenger RNA, 966 nt
Organism: Magnolia sinica
Lineage: Eukaryota; Viridiplantae; Streptophyta; Magnoliopsida; Magnoliales; Magnoliaceae
Exons: 2
Coding region: 77-808 (243 amino acids)
Source: RefSeq, a predicted model, not a curated record
UCGCACACCUUUCGCACAGGUCAGAUAUUUUACACACGCGACGGCGGGUUCGAAUAACAUUGGAUGAGAAACGCGUAUGUGCGUUUCAGUUUUGAAGCAUAGAGUCUGUUACCUUCUCAACGAGAUGCAAUCCAGAUCUCCCCAUGCGGCCUUCUUCUCCUCUCUCAAGCAGGUAGAGAAGAGAUUGGCAUCAGAAAAUAGCAAUAACAACAACAAUAACAAUAAAAAUCCAUCUCAAAUUCCUCUCACCAAAUCAAUUACAACAACAUCCACAGUAGAAAGUCUCAGCUCUCCCAUUUAUCUCGGGUAUCAUCAACCAUAUGACAACAACAGCAGCAGCAGUUUAAGACUCCUCCAAGACAGCGAGCCUCCUCAAGAAUUCCUCUCUCAUUCCAUUGAAUUCCCGCAAACCGCGAAAGACCCAACGCAGCCUGAUGAUCCGAACGACGAACCCAUCACCGGAACGGACGAUGGAGAUGAUAUUGGACGGUUAAUGGAUCUACUGGGCUUAUCAGAUUGUGCGCAUGAAGGGGGGAAUUUGAAGAGCAUGUCUUGUUUCUGCAAUGGCGGGUUUUACUCAAAGGUUGCAGGGGUGAAGGGACCCAAGUGUGAGAAGGAGAUGGAGAGGCUAGAGGGGUGGAUUGGUUAUUUUUUAAAUGACGGAGGGGAGAAGAAAGAGCCUUUGAGAUUGGCUCACUUGCUUUUGGGAAAAGCUGCUGUUAUGGAUGAAAAUGGUUUUGGAGGGAUUGAUUUUCCCGCUACUGUGGAGGAGUUUUUAUACAAUGAUCCCCCAACAGAAUUACAUUAGCAUAGAGAAAUUAGGGAUGUGUUUGUGUUUGAAAUUGUGAUGGUGCUCAAUUCUAAAAAAGAACUUUUAUCGAACAUUUGGUGUGCCUGUGAGAAAUGAGUAUACUCAAUAUGGUAAGCCUGCCAGCUUUUUGGCUGGAUUUGUGCUUUGGCCUAGAA